Geosmithia morbida is the source of this 1449-nucleotide messenger RNA. RefSeq lists its product as uncharacterized. The record is from RefSeq and is a predicted model, not a curated record. The transcript has a single exon. NCBI's taxonomy places the organism in Eukaryota, Fungi, Ascomycota, Sordariomycetes, Hypocreales, Bionectriaceae. The coding region runs from base 1 to 1449 and encodes 482 amino acids.
AUGGAUGUAGAUAUGGUCGGUAUCCGCUCAGCAGAAUGCCCUGGAACCCAUCAGAGGCUGACUUCCCAUCAGGAUUUUCUCGCCUUCGAGUGCCGCGACAAGGAGGACCAGGCAAGGGCUGCGUACAACGGCCCUCUGCGCCGUACCAACCGCACCCUCGUCGAUGAGAACAUGCGCCUGAAACGCCUCCUUCGAGAGAACGGCAUCGCCUGGUCCGCGGUCUCGCAGGACCAUCUGGUCCAGCCCAACAAGCGCAAGACUCGGUCGUCGAUGACGUCUCAGGAUCUGGGCCGUCCGCAUCUCCCGGUAGAGGUCAUUCUCCGUAUCCUUCACUUUGCCAUGAUGAGCCCCCACCCCAUCAUCGAUCCGCUGUCGGCCCUCACCCCCGCGAACCUCUCCGAGGACGAGAGGGCGAGAGGCAAUCAGAUUGCCAUCCACUUCCUGGCCACGUGCAGGUCCCUCUAUACCGAGGGUAUCAGGAUGCUCUGGAGCCUGAACACAUUCGUCUUCACCACGCCCGAGGCUGUCCGCGCCUUUGGCGAACUGAACGCCGAGUAUCGCAGCCGGAUAUCGCACGUCAACUUCCGCAUCGUUGCACGGUACUACGACGACCAGGACCGGAAGCAUAGGCUCGGCCGCUCGUACCACCGCCACAUGAAGAAGGAGGUGAAGCUCAGGGUUGAGCAGAGGCCAAAGGAGGUUCCCAUCAUCCGGGGUGGUUUCCGCUCCUACACCUGGAACCAGGUUGCCGACUUCUUGACCGGUCUCCGUGCUCCCUACGAUCCCUCGUUCCACCUCAAGUCGACGCCGCGACCGAAGCUGCUUCCCUCUCUCACGUCACUUCGCCUCGACCUGGUCAACUUCUCCGACACGGUCAUCCCCUUCUCCGGCCCCGAUUUCCACGACAUAACUUCCCACGAGUUUGGCUGCAACCUCAAUGAGAUACAGGUGACGGGCAUGCCUCACGACGAUCCCGGCAUGAAGGCCAGCGCCGAGCUGAGCGGCCUGCUCAAGGACGAGGGUCUGUAUCUGGACGGCCAGGCGGCCUUUGUGGCGCCCGUCAACCGGCCCCUCAUACCGCUCAAGGGCGACCGAUGGUGCAGCCGUGUUGUCAGGGCCCAGAGGGAGUCGAGUUACGAGUCGGAUUCGGAAUUCGACAUGAUCCCCGACACCAUCUUUAGCCGCGGCCACGCCAAGAUUGGAAUCAUGCCACCAGCACCUGCCGAGACCGGUCACCCCACGUCGACGAGGCCCGACGACGUUGUCAUCUGGAAGCGGGUCCCCACCUCUCGCGACUCAGACGAGCGAGUCUGGGUGCAGUUUUGCCGGCACAAUGGAUACGAGAUGACGGAUCGCAUCUUGGAUCACGACCUGUGUCCCUGCUGUGGCGACCCGCGCCGUCCAAACAAUAUUGAUUUCUCGGACGAAGACGACGACGACCUCGAUUGA